CGGUCACACUCGAAGCGAACUAUCGAUAGUUUGGAUUAAUAACAGAACGCCUUCUGAAAUCGAAGUCGAAGCGAAUAUCGAAAACGAAACACAUCAGGCGGGCGAGAUUUCGUGAAAUUCAGCAUUUACAAAUUUCUCUUUCUCCCCCUGUGGCGUAUGUGUGUUUGUACGAUAUAGCAGCCGAAAAACGAAAACCGAGGUGCGAGAGCGAGAGUACAUAUAAAAAAAACGCGUGCGUUCCUCCUCUAACAUAUAGUGAGUCGUAUUUGUGACCUGUGCCUGUGUUUGUGGCCACUGGAGGAUCAGCGAUUUAACGAAAAAUACCGGCACAUCAAUAUAAAAGUAUUAUAACCACGCAACAAAUUCAAUUUUAAGCAUUUUAACUGAAAUACAAAGGAAAUAAAUCAUGACUGAAGUUGAGCAACCGCCACAGAAUGGCAUAGAUCCCACUGCCGGCGAGGAUGAUGACAAUAGCAAAGCACGUCCCGCGGAUAUUGAACAGGAUAUGCGUGAAAUGGAGCGUCGCAAGCGGGUCGAGGCCAUUAUGGGCUCAAGGUUGUUCCGCGAGGAGCUGGAGCGUAUCGUGGAUUCGGCCCGAGAUGGAGGAGCUGGCGCCAGUGGGAUCCUGCAGCAGCUGUCGGACAUUGUGGGCGUACCGGUGUCGCGGGUGGGCAGCGUCUUUAAGAGCAGCAACUGCAUGGUGCCCAUCAAUGACAUACGCGGCGUCGAGUCCAUGGGCUACGCCAAGGGCGAGAAGAUACUCCGGUGCAAGCUGGCCGCCACAUUCCGUCUGCUCGAUCUGUACGGCUGGACCCAGGGUCUGGGGGCACAGAUCACUGCCCGACUCAAGGUCGACCAGGAGUACUUCCUGGUUAAUCCGUACGGCCUGCUCUACCACGAGAUCACCGCCUCAUCGCUGAACAAGGUGGACAUGCAGGGUCAGAUUGUGGAGCAGGGCACCACCAACUUUGGCGGCAACAAGAGUCACUUCAUCCUUCACUCUGUGGUACACGCUGCCCGUCCAGACAUUCGAUGCGCCAUCUACAUCGGCUGCAGUCCGGUUGUGGCCAUUUCUUCGCUGAAAACCGGUCUGCUGCCGCUGACCAAGGAUGCCUGUGUGCUGGGCGAGAUCACCACUCACGCUUACACCGGUCUAUUCGACGAGGAGGAGCGCAAUCGUUUGGUGCGAAGCCUCGGCCCCAACUCCAAGGUGAUUCUGUUGGCCAACCACGGUGCUUUGUGCUGCGGCGAAACGAUCGAGGAAGCCUUCUUUGCCGCCUGUCACAUUGUGCAGGCGUGCGAGACCCAACUCAAGCUGUUGCCUGUCGGUUUGGAUAACUUGGUGCUGAUUCCGGAGGAGUCGCGCAAGGCUAUCUACGAGCAGUCGCGCCGGCCACCCGAGGACCUGGAGAAGAAGUUUGCCGCCGUCGCGACAGGCGAAGAUGGUGCUGCCGCUGCUGAAAAGGAAGCGGCUGAAGCUGCCGUGCCCAAGGUGGGCAGUCCGCCCAAGUGGCGUGUUGGCGGUGCCGAGUUUGAGGCCUUGAUGCGCAUGUUAGACAAUGCUGGCUACCGCACUGGCUACAUCUACCGCCAUCCGCUGAUCAAAUCGGAUCCCCCCAAGCCUAAGAACGAUGUGGAAUUACCGCCAGCUGUGUCAUCUCUGGGCUAUCUUCUUGAGGAGGAGGAGCUUUUCCGACAGGGGAUCUGGAAGAAGGGAGAUAUCCGCAAGGGAGGCGACCGCAGCCGGUGGCUUAACUCGCCCAACGUUUACCAGAAGGUCGAGGUUUUGGAGACCGGCACUCCGGAUCCCAAGAAGAUUACAAAGUGGGUGGCUGAGGGUUCCCCCACCCACUCAACGCCAGUGAGGAUAGAAGAUCCACUCCAGUUUGUGCCUGCAGGAACAAAUCCAAGAGAGUUCAAGCGAGUCCAGCAACUAAUUAAGGACAAUCGCCGGGCCGAUAAGAUUUCCGCCGGACCUCAAUCGCAUAUUCUGGAGGGCGUCACAUGGGACGAGGCGAGCCGACUCAAGGAUGCAACGGUCUCGCAGGCCGGCGACCAUGUCGUCAUGAUGGGUGCCGCUUCCAAGGGAAUCAUUCAGCGUGGAUUCCAACACAAUGCCACGGUGUACAAGGCUCCGUAUGCCAAAAAUCCAUUCGACAAUGUCACGGAUGAUGAACUCAAUGAAUACAAGCGCACAGUGGAGCGUAAAAAGAAAUCGGUGCAUGGCGAAUAUACCGACACAGACUUUUCGGAAUCAGAAGCUGUCCUGCAGGCGGGGACAAAGAAAUACCCUCAAAGUGAACCAGAGACCGAGCACCAGGUCAUUGAGAUCCAGACACAACAGGCGCCAGUGCCAAGGCAGGCGGAAGUCGUUUUGAGCGAUGGAGAUAAUAACAAUCACGAUUCUCAGCUAGAUGAAGUGGAGGACAAGGAGAACCACAAUAACGGGCGGGACAGGAACUUGUCCGGUAACAGCAAGUGCCGACGCGACCUGUUUCCUUCUAAGUGCGACGAUCCUGUUCCCCCACCGGAGCAGCUAUAUUCGUAUGUCUACGCUGCGGCAGUCUCUUUGGGCCAGUGUGCCCAACCGCAGGUGUGCUCCGCCUUGCUGCGGGCUCUCCACUCUGAGCAAUUGGGCUAUCUGGCCAGUUCCUAUCGUAGCGGAGCUGGACAGUCGUAUGCCACCACCUCCAGUACAUGCACUAUAGCUAGCGCCACGGGUUCUUCCAUCAAUUCACGUCGUCCACUGCAACCAGCGAAUGCGAUUUAUCCAACUCCAUACCGCACUGGAUCCCAUUUUGGAUUUAACUCACCACGCCAGCAACCACGCACUGAGCACAAGCAUGUGCCCAAGGAACGGGAACAACAGGCCAUGGGAUACCGGCCCAUGCAGAGGGGCAUCAGCUACGAGGAGAUCUUCGCCACACCACGCUACGAGCAGUUGUGCCAGGCGUGCUUCGACAAGCUACUGCGCCUCAAGCCCGAGCUGCAGAGGAUCGGAAGCGGUACGGCUCCUAGUAGUUGUGCCGAGGACCUGACGAGUGCCGGUAGCACUCCCAUUCAAGGCCGACCACUGCCAUCACUGCCUGAAUAUAACGAUAAUUUUGGGGAAAUGACAAUGCUGCCCGAACGUCCGAGGAGGCAACGGAAUGCAGAGACACAGACUCAAGCCAUUUCCGCCUCGUCAUCCACCAUAAAUUUCCUCAGCCAGAUCGAAAGGUUCAACUUCUCGGAAGAAUCGACGAAUGUUAAUUAUUCUCCAGGUCCCAUCAAUAGCGAUAUAAGCCUUAUCGGACUGGUUAUGGAGCAGGCCACAUCAAGCGCUGGAGCGAGUGCCACAAGUGCAGCCCCUCAAAGGAUUUACCACGCGGAGCAGGGAGAUGUCACUGAAGUGUGGAGCUUUGGUCGCUGGUUAGAACCGCAGGAGAAGAUGAUAGCUAGUAACGCCAAUGAGUUUUCACAACAGCCGCUGACCGAGCAUCGCAUCACCUUGGAGAUAACGGAGCAUUUUUCGAGUGCUGAUGCCACAUCUUCUGAUCAUGUCGAUCGCCAGUUAAUGUCCCGCGAAGAGCGCCAGCGUCGCAAGUCUGAGUUCCAGGAGUUAUGGCAAGAUCAUGUCGAAUACUUUGAGGCCAGGGAUCAGAUCCAGCACGAGCAAGAAGCACUGGAUGAACAAGAAGCCAGGUCGUCUUCAAGGGCUACUGAUUGGUUAGCCGAGGAUCAGCAGAUGGAACAAAGCGAGGACCAAGGUGAGGUCGAUAAUGGGCAUACCCAAAAUGAGACCCUGACCGAGCCGAGCGAUGAACUUCCAAAAAUCCUGCAACAGUUCGAGGAAAGUCUUACGUUAGCUGGCGAAAAUCUAGAAAAGCUGGUGGCCACCACCAAGAAACUACAGGCAAUUGACACUGAUACAUCAGUCGCUACUUGUAGUAGUCCACCAGAUGAAAAAGAAUCUGAUAAUAGUAGUCCCCUGUUUCGUUCGAUUAGUUUGGAGAACAUUCCUGAAGCCGAUGACACUGUAUCUAUACAGGAACCAGACUCCGCCUUACCCACAAACUCCAAUAACAGUAUUUGCAGCGAAGAUAUUAAUGGUAUAACCAACAAUUUGGAACAGGAGGAGAAGCGUGACGACGAAAAACCAGUGACUCCCAUUGAGCCAGAAAGGCCCUCUGAAAAAGAGAACGAUGGUGACGAUGAGAAAGACAUUGACGAAAAUGACCUUGAGGUGGAGACUGUGCCUGAUAGUGUUAAUGGAGAACCUACGGAAGUUCCUAACUUAGAGACCGACAAUCCAUUUUUUACGCCGCUAGAGCGCGAAAUCCUCCAGCGCAUCGAGGAUGAUAGACUUGACGAAACUGAGCCCAUAUUCGGGAAGAUUGACCACAGUAUUCGCAACAAGAUGACACCCAAAAAGCUGCGGGACCUGGUCAGCGAGGAGAUCUUUCGCACUUGCACGCAUGUGUACCCCAAUCCAAGCACACCGUUGUCGAAAGAUCCAGCACCUGCUGAUACUACUUUGACACCGAGUGGCUCUUCCCUUUCAGCUCAUAAUAUAAGUGCUCCCUGCAGCUCGAUGGCGCAUACCCACCUUGUCACCCGACCAACGCCUCGUAUGUCGCGCUCCUGGGCGGAGGAUCAGCAAAGGGGGGAGGAGGAGGAGGAUCGAGAGAAGGGCGAGCAGGAAGAACAGGGAAUGACCGAAGAGGAGACGACUCUGGAGCGAAUUAUCUCUUCCACAACUUUUGUGUGCAGGAGCAGUCCGAGCAGAAAGCGCAACUUUAUCCAAGAGAACAUUCGCAAUGCCAGCAGACCGCGAAGUGCCGCCGGUUCGGUUAAGAAGCAUAGGAGCAACAAAGUCAGCACCCCUAAAGCCGUAUCCAGUCCAUCCUCUGUGUGUGCCUUUCAGUGUGGCCAGCGGGAUAGUGGAGCUCGUUUGUGGGUUUCCUUGCCAACGCCUCCUCGGGGAGCAUCAGGUCAAAAGCGGGACAAUACGACCAGUCCUGCUCGGACUUUGUACACCGUUCGGGGCAGCCUCUCAUCGCCGUUUGCCAAACGUCGCAAGCCCCUUGUUAUCUUGCCACCUCUGCGGCGUCCUCAUCAUGGCCACAAUCGAAGCCAGAAUCCGGAAUUAAGUGCGUCCAAUUUAUCCCUGCAUCGAACUCUUUCCAGCAGCACGUUCUUUGUAGCCGACGAAGAGGAUGGAAAUUUGGAUAACGUUUCAACGAGCACCUUUCAGAUGGAUGGAAGUCAGGAGGAACUGCUGGUGGAUAAAGACAGCAGUCAGGAGGAACUGCAGAUGGAUAAUGACGAGAGUCGGGAGGAAUCCCCUAUAGCUCAAAAUAAAGCGAAUGCUACUAACAGCUCCGUGUACUACAGCGCAAACGACAAAACGCAAGAGGGAGAAUCUUCACAAGAAAGUGCAGAAGCAAUAGAAGAGGAACCACGGGAUAUGCAAUUCAGGCCCAACCAUCGUCAGGACUUUUCUGAAAGGCCUUUCUUACUGGAAAGCUCUAAUUCUGAUAUAUCUUUAGAAAUUCCAAAGAAAUCUUACGAUCACAAAGAAGACUCGUCCUCGCAGAAAGUAGAAACGGAACAAACCAAUGCGAUAAUCUAUGUAGAUAGCCCCUCCCAGGUUACAACCGAUUCCGAAUCUUUGGAUUCCAAGAGGAUAGAGAUAAAUGAUAAGCUGUCCCCGGCCGAAACAUCUAGCCAACUCGACGAAGAUGCUUCAUCGGUAGAACCAACCCGCCUAACAGGUGGAUCAGAAGCCUUGCAAUCACCUAAAAGCUCUACAGGAAGUGAUCAUAUCGAUGAUAGAGAAUACACUCCGGAUAAUAUAAAGAAUCAAGGCAGAAGCGUAUCCCAAAAUGUUCUUUCCUCAGAAAAUGAAUUAAAUGAAAUGAUGAAGGCGAAUGAUAAGGAUAUGAGUGAUGAUGAGGUCACCCUGGACACAGUUUGCAGUGUGCAUGGUCUGGAGUUGUGUGUUCAGGAGGUGGUGCCGAUAAAGCAAGAAGAUUUGGAGAAAAUGACUGAUUUUGGGGGAAUGUUUGAGGAUGGCUUUGGGCCGGUAGAGAAAGAUGGCGAGGACCAUGUUCCAGUGACAAUGAAACCAGAGUUUGAGUAAUCUAAGAAAUGCUGAGGAACAGAAGAUGAAGAUUAGAAACCGUUGCCCUUUUAUACAUUUUAUAAUCGCCUAUAAUUUUAACACUGCUUGACAUGAACUUUAAUUUGAAAUUUUCUUUUCCAACAUUGUCAGUAACACAUUAUUAUCAAUCAUUUAUCUGCAUCUUAUUUUCUAUAAUGUUAUGUGGUUGGACGAAAAUAAAAUGUAAAAUAUUGGAUAUGUAAUCUUUUACUUUAAGCUGAUUAACUAGAAACGUAUUGUAGUUUGUAAUGUAUUACUAACUUUUUACGGCUAAGGGAUAAUAAUUUAAAUG
Drosophila subpulchrella is the source of this 6437-nucleotide messenger RNA. RefSeq names its product protein hu-li tai shao (gene hts). Gene Ontology annotation, cellular component: plasma membrane; postsynaptic density; cytoskeleton. The transcript is spliced from 12 exons. Gene Ontology annotation, molecular function: actin filament binding. Bases 407 to 6124 code for a protein of 1905 amino acids. The record is from RefSeq and is a predicted model, not a curated record. Lineage: Eukaryota; Metazoa; Arthropoda; Insecta; Diptera; Drosophilidae.